Messenger RNA from Pelagomonas calceolata, 1626 nucleotides. The record is from the annotation of a GenBank genome assembly. Lineage: Eukaryota; Pelagophyceae; Pelagomonadales; Pelagomonadaceae.
AUGCUGGGCCUCUUCGGAAAAAAAAAGGAGCCCGAGACGCUCCUCAAGAAGGAAAAGGACCGGUACGGCGGCUCGGGCUUCGACCCGACGGGCCUCGAGCGCGCGGCCAAGGCCGCGCGCGAGAUCGACGCGUCGGCGCACGCGCGCCUGGCGUUCGACGUGAUCCAGGCGCGCGAGGCGACGAAGCGCCUGGAGCACGGCACGCGCCAGGCGGCCUACGAGAUGCGGGCGCGCGAGUACGAGAUGCAGUCGGUCGGGAAGGAGGGCGCCGAGGCGCGGCAGACGCUCGCCGCGCAGACGGACCACGCGAACCGCCAGGCCGAGUACGCGGACCAGCUGGAGCGGCGGCGCUACGCGGCGAACCUCGGGGCCCAGCGCGACGCGCGCGCGGCGGAGCUCCAGCGCCACGAGGCGUCGCUCGCGCGCCAGGAGGAGCUCCGGCGGCGGACGCUGCGCUACGAGGCGGAGCUGCGCGAGAAGACGGAGCUGAAGCGGGCCGAGGCCGAGGCGACGGCGCGCGCGCGCGCGGAGCGCGAGACGCACGACCUGAGCCUGGCGCGCAUGCGCGCCGAGGCCGCCGAGCGGCGCGAGACGCUGCUCCGGUCCAUCGGCGUGUCGUUCGAGACGGCCGGCGCCGGGCUGCGGGCGUUCCUGGGGGACCGCGAGCAGAUGGCGCGCGCCGUCGGCAUCGCGUCCGCGCUGGCGCUCGGCGUCUACGGCGCGCGCGCGGCGGCGCGCGUCGCCGGCGACCACGCGGCGGCGCGCCUCGGCCGCCCGUCGCUGGUGCGCGAGACGUCGCGGGCCAGCCCGCUCGACGCGCUGCGGCCGGCGGGCUGGCGGCGGCUCCUGGCGCCCGCCGAGGCGGGCGGCGCGCUCGACGGCGUCGUGCUCGAGCCCGCGCUGGAGAAGCGGCUGGGCCACGUCGCCGCCGCGACGAAGAACACGCGCGCGAACGCGGCGCCCUUCCGCCACGUGCUCCUGCACGGCCCGCCGGGCACGGGCAAGACGCUCUUCGCGAAGAAGCUCGCGCGCGCGUCGGGCCUCGACUACGCCAUCCUCACGGGCGGCGACGUCGCGCCCCUGGGGCGCGACGCCGUGACCGAGAUCCACCGCCUCUUCGACUGGGCGGCGACGUCGCGCCGGGGCCUGCUGCUCUUCAUCGACGAGGCCGACGCGUUCCUCCGGAGCCGGCGCGAGGCGACGAGCGAGGACCUGCGCAACGCCUUCAACGCCUUCCUCUACCGCACGGGCGAGCCGAGCCGCGACGUCAUGCUCGUCUACGCCUCGAACGCGGCCGAGGACUUCGACUGGGCGGUCAACGACCGCAUCGACGAGAUGGUCCGCUUCUCGCUGCCCGGCCGGGCCGAGCGCGCGCGCAUGCUGCGCCAGUACCUGGACGAGUACUUCGGCGCCGGGGACAUCGCGGACGCAAAGCUGGACGGCGCGGUCGCGGCGACGGAGGGCUUCUCGGGCCGCGAGAUCAACAAGCUGGUGGUCGCGUGGAAGGCCGCAGCCAGCGCGGGCGCGGGCGGCGCGCUCGACGACGCGACGCGCGCCGAGGUCCUCGACGCGCACGUGGAGCAGCGCGCCGUGAAGAGCGGCUGGAACGCGCUCGCCGCCGCCUAG